AUGGACGUGAUCGCCUCGCCCAGUAGAAGCUGCAGCAGCCGUCGCGGGAGCAGGGUGUGCGCCGUCUACUGCCAUGACGAUCUACCUAGCUCGGGAGGCUUCCAAGUAUGGAGGAAGGUGUGCGCGGAGACGACGACCGAGCUGCCGAUGCUUCGCGAGAAGUGGCCGCUACUCCUCGCUGGGAUUGUGUUCCAGUAUAUUCAUGGGCUGGCUGCUCGAGGAGUGCAUUACUUGCAUCGGCCUGGACCACUGCUCCAGGACCUGGGAUUUAUGGCCCUUCCAGAGCUUGGACAAGACAAAAAUUAUCUUAGUGAAUGCACAUUUGUUUUCAUCUUCUUCUCCUUUUUUCUGUGGACCUUUCAUCCUUUUAUUUAUCAUAGCAAACGCUUCUACACCAUCCUAAUCUGGCGCAGGGUGCUUGCUUUUUUAGUUGCUUCACAGGUUUUAAGGAUCGUUACAUUUUAUUCAACCCAGCUCCCAGGUCCAAACUAUCACUGUCGCGAGGGCUCAAGUAUGGCCACUCUUCCACCACCCAAUAAUGUGCUUGAAGUGCUCCUAAUUAAUUUUCCUCGAGGAGUAAAUCUUGGGUGUGGUGAUCUUAUAUUUUCAUCCCAUAUGAUUUUCACUCUUGUUUUCGUUCGAACAUAUCACAAAUAUGGCUCAAAAAGGUUUAUUAAGCUCCUUGCCUGGAUGAUGGCUAUAAUUCAAAGUCUCCUUAUUAUUGCCGCUCGCAAGCACUACACUGUGGAUGUUGUUGUUGCCUGGUAUGCCGUUAAUCUAGUCGUCUUCUUCGUGGACACCAAGCUCCCAGAAAUGCCGGACCGUACAAAUGGGUCACCCUUGAUUCCGCUGAGCAACAAAGAUAAAGAUGGAAGACCAAAGGAUGAGAAAGACGUGAGGCUGAAGGACGAGUUCCAUAAGCUGUUGAACGGGAACCAUGGGGAUGCGACUGAUCGGCGGCAGCGGGUGCAGAUGAACGGGAGGCACGCCGAGGAGGACAUGAGCAUGCUCUCCGACGCCACGCCCAACGGCACAUGA
Molecule: messenger RNA, 1038 nt
Organism: Triticum turgidum subsp. durum (durum wheat)
Lineage: Eukaryota; Viridiplantae; Streptophyta; Magnoliopsida; Poales; Poaceae
Source: the annotation of a GenBank genome assembly